AUGCGGCCGGGCCUGGCGCUGGCGGCGGGGCUGGCGCUGGCCGUGGCGCUGGCGGUGUGGCGGCGGCGGCGGCGGCCCGUGCGGGAGGUGCUGUUCUUCCCCUCGCAGCCCAGCUGCACCGAGGAGCUGCUGGCCGAGGCGGCGCAGCCCGGAGUGCCGGCCCGGCCCUGCCUCUGCCCGCUGCCGCGCCGUGACAGCUCCUUCACCCGCCUCCUGCGGCACCUGCUCGGCGCCCGCCGCUCCCUCGACGUCUGCCUCUUCGCCUUCUCCUGCCCGCAGCUGGGAUACGCCGUGCAGCUCCUCCACCGCCGCGGCGUCCGCGUCCGCGUCGUCACCGACGAGCUGAACAUGGGGUCGGGGGGCUCCCAGAUCGGCUUCCUGCGGCGCGCCGGGAUCCAGGUGCGCCACAACCAGGACGGUUACAUGCACCACAAGUUCGCGAUCGUGGACGGGACGCUGCUCAUCACCGGCUCCCUCAACUGGACCACCCAAGCUGUCCAGAACAACUGGGAGAAUGUGCUGGUGGUGGACGACGUCAAGUUUGUGAAGCCUUUUCAGGAUGAGUUUGAAAGGAUUUGGGAAGAAUGCAAUCCUGUCAACUACAGCUUUCUUUCCAAAGACAAAUGAUUGAGCAGCCUCACAGGGCUGGUGGAAGACUUAACCGAGAGCACUCAUGGAUUUGUUAUGUGCAGACGGCACUGUGCUAUCCAUUUGGGUGCAGUUUAGGUCAGCUCCUGCAGAGGAGCAAAGUGUUUGCUACCCUGAAGUGGCACGGGUUCCCUGAUGUGGGGCAUUCCCAUGGUAGAGUGAAUGAUCCAACUAUUUGCCAAGUUGUUUUGUGAGUCUAACUGUGAUAUGACUGUGUUCACAGAGCUUAGAAUGGCUCAUUGCAAUGCCCCAGCACAGACCAGAUACGUUCAUACGGUGCUGGGCUGGUGUUUCCAGGGUGAGAUGAGCAUUUUCCAACUUGGGAGCAUGCAGAAUGGAACUGUAGCUCAAUGGCUCUGUUACUUCAGUAAAGUUGAGGGCUACAGCAAAGCUAGAGUUUGUAUAGAGAGAUUAGGCGUUUUAGUUACGUUUCUUGUUGGUGUUAAUGGUUGAAGGUUUGUAAAAGGUGAUUAGUGGGCAAUAGGAAGGCAGAACUGAGAAGCACGUUUUGAUUGUGUACAGGUUUCCUUUGGUGUAAGAUCAGCAGAGCUCCACCAUAGAAGCCUGAGGACAGAUACCAGUGACAGCUCCUCUUCCAGCAGGCAGGUGGAGGGAAGGAGCUCAGGAAAGAAAGGAGAGAAGCCGUUGGGCUCAGGCUGUUGUGUCUUGAGAGCAGGCACGACUGGAGUUCAGUCACUGACUUCAAAGGGGAGCAGUGGCAGGACACCAUGUCCUGGCCACAUUCGGAUGCUGUGUUGGCAGCAGCACGUGGGGGACAGGGAGUGAAGAGGGAGGAGGAGGUAAGAUCUCUUGUUCCUACAGUUCAGGGUGGAAGAAAGACAGGAACAGACUCCGGAAUUUCAGGACUCAGCAGUGUCUGUGUAAGAAUUACUUUGUACUGAAUAUAAAUGGCCUCAAAAUGGAGAGAGGUCUCAACAUUUUGUUACCAGUUUUGCUGCGAUUGGCACU
Molecule: messenger RNA, 1617 nt
Organism: Colius striatus (speckled mousebird)
Lineage: Eukaryota; Metazoa; Chordata; Aves; Coliiformes; Coliidae
Gene: PLD6
Product: phospholipase D family member 6
Exons: 2
Coding region: 1-627 (208 amino acids)
Biological process (GO): piRNA processing
Cellular component (GO): mitochondrion
Molecular function (GO): RNA endonuclease activity producing 5'-phosphomonoesters, hydrolytic mechanism
Source: RefSeq, a predicted model, not a curated record